CGUUACAAAAAAACAGAAAGCUCUAAAUGCAGCUGUGGAUAUACACAAACACCUCAACACCUACUGCUUAGCUGUAGAAACUACAGAGAAGCAAGAAAGAAAAUAAAGAGCAGCCUACAGGAGACAAGACUUACAAUGUCUCUUCUGCUAGACACAAACAGGGGAAUCCAAGCUACACUAGCUUUUAUUCAAGAAACUAAAGUAGGCACACGCAAGUGGUACCUACAGCAAACAACAGACAACUAA
Molecule: messenger RNA, 246 nt
Organism: Didymella exigua CBS 183.55
Lineage: Eukaryota; Fungi; Ascomycota; Dothideomycetes; Pleosporales; Didymellaceae
Exons: 1
Source: RefSeq, a predicted model, not a curated record